UUGGUAUUAAUUGAGUCGCCAUUGAAGAACACGAUGAUGUUUCUGGAGGGUUUUCUUCGAUUCCCAGGGUUUGUUGAAUUGAUUCGGUCCGUUUGCUUUUACCUUUUCGAUUUCUGGGGUUUUAGAUCGGAGGCGAUGAAUUGGAUGAAAGAGAGGAGUUGAGAGUAAAAUUCAACCUGUUACACCAAUACCUAAAUUCAGGUUGGUGAAGUUCCAGGGAGUUCGGUUAAAGAAUGGAGUAAUAGUAAGACUCAACUGUUGGCUGAAGAGGUCUUCUUCUUCCAGUAAUAAUCCAGCUUUGCUUAAGAUAUGCGUACCACAUAAAGGAGGUGAUGCAGACCUGAAUGCGGAUGCCGUUUUCCAGCUGCUUGAACGCUGAUGAUAUCAUCGGUUUUCUCCUCCAGAAGACGCGAUAAAUCUAGUUCGAUGGGUGUACAUCCAGAGUCUGGGAGUUCCAAUGUUCCUGUUGUAGAAAGAGAUCCAAUGAAGCUCUGGAAAGGAAUGAAACAGCACGGGAGGAACUUGGAUGCUGUGAACACCGAUGCCUCCAGAUCUGAUUCUUACCCAAGGAUUUUCAAGUAUUCCAUGCCAGACUGUAACUACUCUAUGCACUACUACGAUGAGAACAAUAGAGUUUGCUCGGAUGGUGAGUUCAGUGAUGAAAACAAUACAUUUGUGUCGAGGUUUCAGGCGGCAGAUUACUUCUCAGAAAAUGCCAGUUCCUCGUCGAGGAGGAUGCAUCAGAUCUUUACAGUGCUAGUCUUCUCACUGUUAAAGUUCCCGAUGAGAUCCAGUGAACUAAGUGCUUUAUUUUGUGGCAUUGACAACGCAUUUCAAGUAUAUACUAGCCAUGUCAUAGAGGAGCUAGUACAGCUAGCAAGGAUGAUUUGGUUCCACCUGAACCUGUCCUUACUCGUUACAAGAAGGAUACAGCAAUCAGGUUUUUUUAUUGCUAGGAAGGAACUACUCGAGUCAAAACAGCCUGAUGAGAGAAGGUCGAUUAACAAUGCUGUUCCUGCAACCACUAAGCUUUGCGUUCAGCUCAAUACUUUACAUGGAUGGGUUGCUUCGUGUACUAUUUUAGACGGAGGGCCGUCACGUGUGUUCGAAGCUGUUAGAAGAAGAUGUAGAGGUCUUUAAAGGUAACUCUUUUUUUAACGGUCAUCUUAUACCUUUACCGCCCGAAAUGCCUGUGUCGUAAAAGCUCAUAUGAUUACUGGUGUUACUAGGAAUUCUUUAUUUCUGGUGGGGAUGGACUUCCGAGAGGAGUGGUUGUCAUGUCACAAAAAAUAGAACACCUUAGAAUUU
This is a messenger RNA of Arabidopsis arenosa, 1308 nucleotides long. The record is from the annotation of a GenBank genome assembly. Lineage: Eukaryota; Viridiplantae; Streptophyta; Magnoliopsida; Brassicales; Brassicaceae.